UAGGAACAGGCCUUCGAUAUUUUGAAUCACCUUUACAUGGAGCACAAAGAUGAUGACGAUGAUGAUGUGUCUUUUGCCAAAUGGAUGAGCAGCUUCUGGGGUCACAGCUGGAUAGAGGAGGAUGAGAGAGGACUCCGGGACCGCCAUGGAUCACAGAACUCCAGUUACAGGAAAACCUCCCUGCCCUGCCCAUUUCCUGUGCUUCCCAGCAUGAUGUCGUCUGACAGCCAUCCUAGAAGUCAUUCUUAUGAGGACCAGGGAUUUCAAUGCCAUACUCACGUGCGGGAUUACAGAAAAUACUCAGAGGAUGGGUCAUUCAAGGAGCCCCUGGAAUCAAAAAGAAGAUCCCAUUCCAAAAUUCAGGCAUUUUCAGAGUCCUUUGAACAGCAACUCUGCUUUAGAACCAAACGCUCUGUCUCUUCGGGACCUGAGAGCAGAAAGGAGAGAAAUGAGAGAGAAUACCGGGCACUGGAAAUGAGGUCUUGCAAGAAAGUGGAGGAAAGAAGGAGCUCUGGGAAGGAAGAGUGUGGAGAAGCUUACCUGCCCGCCCUGUCUGAAAAGGGGCCCAAAUAGUACUUUGUUUCCACACCAUGACUACUGAUGCUGCUGUGUUUUUCUGAGCCCCAAUU
Messenger RNA from Aethalodelphis obliquidens (Pacific white-sided dolphin), 629 nucleotides. It is a transcript of the gene LNP1, whose product is annotated as leukemia NUP98 fusion partner 1. The transcript has 3 exons. Bases 37 to 573 code for a protein of 178 amino acids. Lineage: Eukaryota; Metazoa; Chordata; Mammalia; Artiodactyla; Delphinidae. The record is from RefSeq and is a predicted model, not a curated record.